Molecule: messenger RNA, 1548 nt
Organism: Canariomyces notabilis
Lineage: Eukaryota; Fungi; Ascomycota; Sordariomycetes; Sordariales; Chaetomiaceae
Exons: 1
Coding region: 1-1548 (515 amino acids)
Source: RefSeq, a predicted model, not a curated record
AUGGCCGACCACGACCGAGUACCCGUUCCCGCGCAUCUGGCGGACCAUGAAGACGACGACCAGGCUGACCAGAGGGGCUACAUCAAGGGCACCGACUAUGCGCUGCCCUACUUCUCGCGCUGGUCGCGCAUCUACGAGAAGGAGGUCGACAGUGGUCUGCUGCGCCAUGUCAACUGCGGCUACCUCUCGACGCACGGGGUGCCGCCGACGCUGCUCGCGCUGAAGCAGCACGCGCAAUCGCUGUGCGUGCUCAUCCAUGCGCUCAACCCAACCCUCAACUCGGGCGAGAUCGCCAGCGGCGACCCAAAAAGGGCGAGGCUGGACGCCACAGGAGAGGCAGACCCCCAGGCAUUGAAGUUCGAGCUCAACGACGCCUUCGACUUCCUCACCGACCUCACCAUCCCCUACACCAACGCCGACCCGAACCACCACAAGCCCUUGCACGCGCUGGCCAACGAAGUCCGCGGCCGUCACGAAGUAGCCGGAACAACCUACCACUGCCCGUUCGCCGAAACCAAACCGCGUUCCAAAGGCGACAAACAGAAACCCUACGCCAACCACCACAACCUGAUCAUGCACGCCAACGCCUGCCUGGAACGUCUCGACCACGAAUUCAGCAGCACCGGCGGCCUGCUCAGCCUGCUGCCCCAAACAGAACCCGAAACCUCAUCCACCCAGCACGAAUCCCCCGACCUCCACAACGCACGCAAAUCCCUCCUCGGGCAAUGGCUCCUCUUCACACAGCACCUCGUCGCGCGCAUGCACGACCUGGAACGGUCCUACGGCAACGCGCUCGACGCGCUCGCCAGCGACGCCUCCGUUCCUUUACAACACCUCUCCACGCUCGGGCCCGACGGCCGUUCCACAGGGCGCGAAAUCGCAUACCCGCAAGACCGCUGGGUGCUGGUCAACGCCGGCGACGAUGUCUUUGCGCACGUGCAUGACCUGCUUGAUACCCAGGAGGCCAUGGUCCAGGCCAAAGAGGCAAUUUGGCACCGGAAUGGGGUUGUGGGGGAAGAGAUUUGGCGGAGGGAGCGGGGUGGCGAGGAGUAUGCGCGGGGCAUUGUGCCGGUGAAUAUUAUGACUAGGUAUUACCGGCUUGCGGGGAGGGGGAGGAAUACGUUGUUUGUGAUUCCCGCGUGGGAGGCGCAUCCCGGGGUGGGGUAUACAAGGGAGGUGGAGAGGAAGCCGACGGUUGUCAUGUCGGUGAGGCAACCUAAAGUGCCGGCGGAAAGGGCGAGUGAGUUGGAGAAGAGGUAUGAUGCGUGGGUUGGUAGGAUGAGGGAGGUGGAGAGGGAGAAUGCGGAGUUGAGGGAUGAGGAGGAGGCGGCGAGGGUGAGGACUGAGGCGCUGGAGCAUGAGAAUAAGCGGUUGAAGAAGGCGAAUGAGGCGCUCAAUCAAGCGAUCGGGUUGGAUAAUGCGACGCUGGCGGAGGAGACGCAGGGCCAGCGUAUGAGGGCUGCUAGGGCGGAGGAGAGGGUUCAGCAGUUGAUGGCGGAGGUGGAGAGGUUGCGGGCGAGGGUUGGCGGGGAGGUAUUGACUGUUUGA